AUGCGAUCCCCUCAGCCGCUUCGCAACGGCGGUGAUAACAGUUGUUCACCGUCGCACAACCCUCGCUUCCAGUCCACUGUGGCGGAACACAAACUACGCCGUUUCAACUCCCUCAUCCUCGUCUUCCGCCUCGUCUCCUUCUCCUUCUCCCUCGCCUCCUCCGUCUUCAUGCUCACCAACACUCGUGGCUCCGAUUCUCCUCACUGGUACCACUAUGACACCUUCAGAUUCGUUCUAGCCGCGAAUGCGAUAGUGGCGGUGUACUCCGUGUUCGAAAUGGGCGCGUCGGUGUGGGAAAUUUCACGAGGCGUAACACUGUUCCCCGAAGUGUUGCAAAUAUGGUUCGAUUUCGGACAUGACCAGGUGUUCGCGUACCUGCUGUUGUCGGCGAGCGCGGCGGGGACGACGAUGGCGAGGACGCUGAAGGAGAUGGAGACGUGUAGAGCGAGCAAUGCGUUCUGCGUGCAAACGGAUAUAGCCAUAGCGUCGGGAUACGCAGCGUUUGUGUUCCUAGGGUUCACGUCGCUCCUAACGGGCUUCCGCGUGGUGUGUUUCAUAAUCAACGGCUCCCGUUUCCAUCCCUGA
Molecule: messenger RNA, 585 nt
Organism: Sphenostylis stenocarpa
Lineage: Eukaryota; Viridiplantae; Streptophyta; Magnoliopsida; Fabales; Fabaceae
Source: the annotation of a GenBank genome assembly